AUGGCAUCAACUAUUUGUGGUAUAAAACGUAAACGUGCCAUUAAGAGUGUUCAGUUCGACCUGACACCAUGCAUCAUUGAAACUUAUUCAUCGGCGGACUAUGACCGCGGCGGUCUCUUUGCCAUGCCAGUUCUGUACAAAUUCAAAUUAUCACUUGAUAUCCCUGCCAUUCCUCCUCCAGCGUUGACCGAUUCGGAGGAUGACGGACAAAGCAGUAGCAGCGCAACCAGUAGUCCAGACACAGAAAGAGCCACUCAAUUGCUGCCCAAGAGACGACCACCGAAACUGUCUAUAGAUACAAGCAUCUGCGCCGGCCCCUUGAUUUUCACCAACCUGUCUACAAAUCAUGCCAAAAGACUCGAAGACGAUGAAUCUACCAACGAUUACUUGGUCCCGAUGUCAGCCGUAUAA
This is a messenger RNA of Radiomyces spectabilis, 411 nucleotides long. RefSeq lists its product as uncharacterized. Lineage: Eukaryota; Fungi; Mucoromycota; Mucoromycetes; Mucorales; Radiomycetaceae. The transcript has a single exon. Bases 1 to 411 code for a protein of 136 amino acids. The record is from RefSeq and is a predicted model, not a curated record.